Paramormyrops kingsleyae is the source of this 3869-nucleotide messenger RNA. Its product is annotated as ralBP1-associated Eps domain-containing protein 2-like. The record is from RefSeq and is a predicted model, not a curated record. Gene Ontology annotation, molecular function: protein binding; calcium ion binding. Gene Ontology annotation, cellular component: cytoplasm; plasma membrane. Gene Ontology annotation, biological process: endocytosis; endosomal transport. Lineage: Eukaryota; Metazoa; Chordata; Actinopteri; Osteoglossiformes; Mormyridae.
AUGAAGCAUUGGAAGUCCUGGAUGGCCACACAUCCACACACUAAGGUGAAUUUAUCUGACUUCGUGUUCUUAGACUGUUGGAAGAAUCUGAAGUACCCAGAGAAAAAUUCUACACAGACCCAGGAUACAGAGAGAAGGUUACAGUGUCUCAAUGAACCGAAAACUUUGGCUGACAGCUCCGGGAAACUACAGGCGAGCAGAGUGGCGGAGCUGCUGAGAGCAUCCCAGCUGCCCGCGGAGACCCUGCAUCAGGUUACGGAGGUUUGUGGAGCCAAGCAUCUGGGCUACUUCAGCAUAGGGCAGUUCCAUGUCGCCCUGAAGCUCCUGGCUGCUGCACAAUCAGGCCUCCCAGUUCGUCUGGAGAACAUCAAGGGCGAAUUGCCUCUUCCUAGGUUUCCAGGACUGAUACAGAACACAGAAGGCUGCUAUCAAGGCCUAUCUCAGUACGGCGACAUCAAGGCUCAUCAGUUUGGGGUCUCAUCUGCUCAGGUCCACAAGACAACCAUAGACAGGAGCACGUUCAGACAUCCCGAGAAUAACAUGGAUAUCCAGGAGCCCCAGGCCCCCCCUCGAUCACCCAGAAACUCCCCCCCCAGCUCCCCGGCCAGCUCCUCCCACUCCACAUGCACCACGCAGCGGAAUGAUGAUGCAUUAGUGGCGCAGGCAAAGCACGGCUGCGGGCUGCCCGGUGGUCAGCAGGAGAGCUGCUCUCCGAAACACCAUGCAGUCAGGGUCCCUGCAGAGCAUGCUACCCUCGCCAAGGCACUCUCUGUGGAGGCCUUGGUUGACCACAACUCUGAGGACUACUCUGAUGACCCCUGGAGGAUAACGGAGGAACAACGGGAGUAUUACACCCGCCAGUUCACAAGCCUGCAGCCUGACCUGGGGGCUCUUAUUCUGGGCUCUGUUGCAAAAGACUUCUUCACAAAGUCAAGGCUGUCGAUACGAGAGCUGUCUCAUAUAUGGGAUCUGAGCGACCUGGACCACGACGGAGCCCUGACAUUCCCUGAGUUCUGCAUCGCCUUCCACCUUAUCGUGGCUCGUAAGAAUGGCUUCCCUGUGCCUGAGAUCUUGCCCCCAGGGCUGCAGUCCAGCCUCCUGGAGCAGGACGGAGCCCCCCCAAGGCCGGUGGCUGAGGGCAUUUUUUUUGGUGCUCACCUGACCCAGCUUGAGAAGAUCCCAGUAUCUCCUGAGAGGACAGAACCCCUCAUUUCUUUUGAGGAAACAAAAACGCCUGAACAAAACAGAGUUGAAACACUGGGUCCAGAAGCUGAGAUGACCACUUCAAAGUUCGAUGUGAAACAGGAGCCGUCCAAGCCGGCAUCGAGUCCAAAAAGAGCAUCAGAAGUUCAAGACCAAUCAAAUAAAUUGGCUGACACAGACGUAGCAAGGCCAGAACCAGCGUGCAAGAUGGAUUCAGUAAUGAGACCUCGAUCGAGGCCACGGUCCUACUCCAGCACGUCCAUCAAUGACUCUGUGAAGAACUCAGAGACACCUCCGGCUCCUCCACCCCGCCGGCAGAAGACCCACUCACGCGCUUCAUCGCUGGACCUUAAUAAACUCUUUCAGCAGAGUCAUCAUGAGCCUGGAGGUGACUGGCCACUUCCUCCUCCAGCGCUUCCUCCGAGACGUGUGGCGAUGCAGGUGCAGCACUUUGUGCCCACUGCAGAGAAGAGCUCCCAGAAGGCACUGCGGCAGGUCGAUUUCGCUGACUUCACUAAGUUCAGAGCAGAGGAGAAAAGUCCCAUCAAAAGUAGCGGACAGAGACCCCUCUGCAAAGCAGGCAGGGCUGAGGACAGGGUCCACACCAAAACGGAUACUGGGUCCUCACAGCAGCUGCCGCAGAAAUCAACACACAAGAAGUACCGCCAUGCAAGCCAGAGUCUGGACCCUGUCACCGCAUCCACCACCGGGACCAGACAGACCCAAAGCAGGCUGCCCAACAGGCAGAAGAAAGACAUCCAGACAGCUAUCCGUAAGAACAAAGAAACCAAUGCGGUACUGGCAAGGAUCAACAGUGAGCUCCAGCAAAAGCUCAAGGAGGUGCAUCAGGAGAGGAUCUCCUUGGAGGCCCAGCUGGAAACCCUGCGACCAAUCGCCUUUGUCUGACCGGCUGAAGGACCGAGCCGCCUAUCCUAACCACGCGUGGCGUGAAAUGGCCCACAGCGGCGGAUCCGUGCCAAUAAGCGCGGUGCAGAAACCGGUCAGGAUGCCUUUUUCCCCCCAUUUUCGGUGACCACUUCACCUCAGAGGAUCCUUAAGCCGAAUGGCAAACAAACUUUUGGCAGCUGCACGAGGUCUUGUGUGACUUGGGCUGAGUGAUGUUCAGCCCCCUCAGCUCACUGGCAGAUGUGACUGUACAUCUAAAGACAUAAAAAGAAUCAGCUGUCAGCAUCUAAUCAGAAUCAGCUCUAAAUGUCUGUCAUCAACUUCAUCAUCUCUACAAUAGAAUAUUCAGAUAUGGUUUAAAUAUACAGUGCAUUUAUCAUUUUCUUUUAUUUAUAUUUAAAGUAUGCUUGUGUUUUUAUAGCAUAGUAGUAGGAUUUUUAUUAUUUUGUGUCUGGGUGUUGGACUACUUUUUUUUUUAAAGAUAUUUCCUGUUAGUAGAAAAAUUAUUUCUUACACUAUCAUCCAUCCAUCCAUCCAUCUCCCAAGCAUUUAUUUAGUCAAGAUUGGGGGGGGGGGGGGGCUGACUUACGGAAAGCACAGGACAAUGGAUGGGGGUACGUCCUGGAAGGGAUGUCAGUCCUUUGCAGAUCACACACACAAACUGUCACAUACUGUGGGAAUUUAGAAAUGUCUGUCCACCUAAUUCCACGUCUGAAGACCGUGGAAGGAAGCCAUAGGAAACCUGGGCAGCAAAUGGAGAACAUGCAAGAAACUCCAUGAAUGGGAUUCGAACCCCCCCACCGUGAAGGUAUAAAGCAACAACACGACUCAUUGCGUCACUGUGCUUGAUUCCCUCAGUGACUAUUUUUAUAGAUAUAAGUGAGAGAAAUUUAAAGGUAUCCAGAUAUUACUUACUUCUACUCAAACUUAUGCUGCUGAAUACUCAAUAAAUAUAAGGAAAGUGAGACUGCAGUUUCUCUUGCAUGUAUGGACACUUCCUGUCCUUUGUCAGUUUAUGAUGUUUAAUAUAUAUGUAUCUCAUCUCUGAAUGACUUCUGAGAGCACUGAUUCUGCAACACUUACAUCUAUGAAGGUAUGUUUAUUUUCAGUCCAUGGUUUUGCAUGUCAUGCUGGCUGGAUACUCAUUUGUCCAUCUUGUCAAUGGUUUGACAUGUUUGUUUCAUUGAAAGCGCAAUAUCUUAACUCCUGAUUGUCAUUUUCUGCACUCCCAAAUCUACCUUUUUUAUCUCUUUUUAUGCAUAAACAAAGUUGCAGGAUGAAGACCAGCAUUGUUCAAAACUUGCAGCUGUUACAUCUGAACCAAUUGUUAUAAUUCCUGUCUAAUGUCUGUUUAUUUUUUUCUGCAAAAUUAUACUCCAGAUUGAGCAGCUUGGAAAAAAAUAUUAAAGAAUGACACAUCAUUUUGGCAUGGAAAUAAAAUAACUAUUUACCCGAUUAUGCAUCAUAAAGAUUAUGCAACAUUUAAAAGUUGUGGUGACCUAAACCGAAAAAUUACUUUCUUUAAAAUAAUAAACAGGAAAUUAAAGAGCCAUUUGAUGGGGUGUUUAAACAGGGAUCAUACUGUCCUUUGGGUUGAGCUUGAGUUAAAUGGCAUUUUACAAAAUAAAAGCAAAAUAUCGACUUGGUGCAACAGGACGACUACAGCUAGGUCUUUAAAAUGGUGCUGGAACUCUAAAUCUAAUAAAUAUAUCUAAGAAGUACUUAUUAAUAUUUAUGGAUGCUUUAUGGGAAAUUGUAAG